CCGUAGCCAGAACCGGGAGUCAAAUUCCACUGAACACUGAUAGGCCACUUUCCCGCUCAAAAACCACUUACUAUAUGAAGGAAUCGGAAUCAGAAGCGCGGUGGUUUCCUCAAAACUCACCGCAAAAUAAGUUGAAAUCUGCAGCCCAGAAGAUAAAAGUUGAAAUUCUUCCCAAUCCCGUCUUGUUUUCAUGGCGCCAAAGAAGAGACAGCGCUGCUCUUCGCUUCCAUCGCCCAUACCAAUCGGGAACUGCGAGGUCCUUGUUGAAGCGAAGACCUUCACACCCGAGCUGCAUCAUAAUGCCCUUCAAAUCUCUCUCCCCAACAAUACAAAAAUCAAAAUAUCUGUGAUAGAGGACAAACACAGAACUAACUCUAAUGAUCCGGGGAAUUCUGAAACCAAGGAAUGUACUUCAGGAGAUUGGUGUUUUGUGCUUGUUAACCCCAAAGAUGUUGGUAGCCAAGCCAAAUAUCUGCAUCAGGAAGUACUGAACAUAUACACAAAAGAGCUUCCCACAAUGAAUUAUGCUGCAAAUACUGGAAAGCAAUCAAUGUUCCUUGAAAGAUGUGUAUCAAAUGGGAAAUAUUGCACAUUGCUUCUGAAAUCCAAGUCUAAGGAAGAUUCUGGAAAGGUCAUUGCUGCAAUUACUUAUCAGAUAAUCCCUGCUGAUACGCAAUAUGCUGAGGUUCCACUUGCUGCUGUUUGUUCAAUAUACCAACAGAAGGGGAUUGGCAGCCUACUGUAUGAUGAAUUGAGAAAGAGAUUAAAAAAUGUUGGUAUUCACACUAUAUUUUGCUGGGGGGACAAGGAAUCUGAAGGUUUUUGGCUUAAGCAGGGUUUCAUGUCAAUAGGUGAAGUUGACACAAAAGGUAGAGCUCGUAGACUGCCUAUCAAGGCCAACAUUCGUAGGGCAUUAUCCUUUCCUGGUGGAUCAACCCUCAUGGUUUCUAAUCUUAUAGAGGACAAGUCAGCCAACCUUGAAGAGCCUGUCAAACCUUUUUCUUUCUUAAAAUCUCUUGAGAUUUCUUUGCCAUCUGUUCUUGUUGAAAAUCAUGAGGUAGGAGGCUUGGAUGAGACUUCUGCUCCUGUCAACGCAGUAAAUCAGAUGUUGGUCAGAACUGAAUGUUCUCAACCUCAAGAUUUGGUGAAAAAUGGAUUUCAAAUGGAUGGUAUACAAGUCCCCUUUCAUUUUGAUGGCAUGGAUUCUAGCAACAUGAAUGAUGAUUCUGGAACAACCAAAAUUGGAGCUGGUAUUGAUGCAAAGUAUUGUUCCUGUUCUUCAUUAGGCCAAGAGAAGAGGGUUUGGGAGUCUUCAUUUACAUCACUGAAAUCAAAAAAAGUAAAGGGAGGUCAUCAAUUUGACUGCCAACUAGAUUCUUAUUCUGAUGGAUGCCCCUCAGGAAUUUCCAGAAAUAAAUUCUUGGUAGAAAUGACACCUAGAGAGCCCAUUGCAUAUAGUUAUUUGGACAAGACAACUGAGGAAUGCCAGCCAGCUAACAUCAUAUCAGAAGGGCUUGGCCAGAAGAAACUACUGUCAGGAGGAAAAAGCUUUAGGAUUAUGUUGAUGAAUAUUGCUGAUGAUGCUAAGAAAUCAAAACUGUCCAAGAUAAUUGAAGACCUUGGUGGGGCUGUCAUCUCUGAUGGAAGUUUAAGCACACAUGUAGUCACUGGAAAAGUGAGAAAAACACUGAAUUUCUGUACUGCUCUCUCUUCGGGUGCUUGGAUAAUCUCGCCCAGUUGGAUUAAAGAAAGCUUUCGGGAGGGACGAUUCGUGGAUGAAAUGCCUUUUAUUUUGAAAGAUGAAGAAUAUGAAUUGAAGUACAGAACUGAAUUAACGGAUGCAGUUCAGAGAGCGAGAGAAAGGCCACAAGCACUAUUUAGUGGCUAUCAAGUGUGCCUGGCACCUCAUCUUCAGCCUCCAGUUGGUACACUAUCAGCUAUUGUCAGGUCUGCUGGUGGAGAUGUAACUUUUGCUUCAAGCUUUCCUGAUAUGGAAGUUGCAAAUUCAGGUGAUAAGCAAACUAGAAAAAAUAAAUCAAGCUUCAAAAACCAUAUUUCUGGCAUGCGAAGAGGAUAUGGAGGAAGCACUUUCAGCAAUAAAGAAAGGGAUACGGACUUUCAAUUGUGACUGGUUUAUGAACUGCAUCAUGAGGCAAGAGCUGGACUUGGAGGCCCCCCAGUUUGCAGAAUCCCUCUAAUUCCCCUUGCUGUUCAUCUUGCUUAGCAUCGCAAUUUUGUAUAUAUUGCUUGAAAUAACAGACUGAAACAACGAUGAUAGUGGUUUGGGAUCAUUGAUCAUAUAAACCUUCCUGUUUUUUUAGCAGAAAUGGUUAUUGCUAGAUGCCUUUGACUCAUGGGACAUUUUAUUUUCAACUAAUUUG
Diospyros lotus (date-plum) is the source of this 2381-nucleotide messenger RNA. RefSeq lists its product as uncharacterized. The transcript is spliced from 14 exons. The record is from RefSeq and is a predicted model, not a curated record. The coding region runs from base 191 to 2128 and encodes 645 amino acids. NCBI's taxonomy places the organism in Eukaryota, Viridiplantae, Streptophyta, Magnoliopsida, Ericales, Ebenaceae. Gene Ontology annotation, molecular function: acyltransferase activity, transferring groups other than amino-acyl groups.